GUUGCUGGGAGAUGGAGUCUGUGCGUCCUGGGGCAGUGGCAGCUGCGGCAUCUGAAACGGGGCCGGCCCUUUCUGCAAUGCCCAAGCCAUGGCCACUACGGGCAGCAAUGGCAUCGGGUGCAGCGGUAGUAGUAACAGUAGCAGCAGCAGCCUGCCGGGCGCCGGGGAGGCAGAGCGGCCGCACCCGCGUCCGUUCCUGAUCGGGGUGAGCGGAGGCACCGCCAGCGGCAAGGUAGGUAAGCGGGGGCUCCCUGGCUACGUGGGCCGCCGCGCCCCUGCCAGAGUGCAAAAUAAAAAUGCAAAAACAACAACAAAAAAAUAACGAUAUUGCAAGCAAAGCAACAGAAUGUGAAUUAAUUCUCCUGAUUGCAUUGCAUUGCACUGCGGACCAGUUAAAACCUGUGCGCGAUUCUUGCAAAAGCUUCAAAUCCCUGAGAAUUUUCCCUAUAUCUCUCCUGACACCUUUAAACGUCGCGGAUGAUGAUGGUGAUGCUCAUAUUGCAUAUAUUCUUACAUUUGUAUCUCAUCUUUCCUCCAAGGGGGUCACGUGUAUUCUUCUCCCCUCCCCCGCCCCAUUUUAUCCUCACAACAACCCCGUGAGGUGGGUUAGGCUAAGACACUUAUGGAACUGGCUCAAGGUCACUCAGUGGGCUUCAUGGCUGGAGCAGGGAAGUUUUGAGCCUUGAUCUCUCCCAGGGCCUAGUCUGACACUUUUUAGUGCCUACUCCACAGUGGUUUUUUGCCUGUGAUUCCUGCUCCACCAUCCAGGGGCAGAUGAUGAUCUAUCAUCAUCAUCAUCAGACCUUUUAUUGGCAUCGCAUACAAACAUCCAAAACAAAUCAAUUCAGAAUUACCACUUCCCCAGUGGCACAAAACAUUUGCUAAAAGAAAGGAGGCAGAGCAGUCUAUCCUCACAUCUCUAGGUCUCCAGGGAGAGAUUAUCUAUUAUGAAACUAUUGAAACUUAAUCUUCAGAGCUCCUAAUCCCAGAGGGGGCGCAGAAGUGAGUUUAGUCCACAUAGCUUACAUUUUUUUUAAAAAAAGGACACCCCAAAUUUCCCCUAUUUUUCAUUUCCUCCCCCCAUAACUAGAAAACAACAAGGCAUAGGAUUUUUUAAUUAUUAUUCACACCAGUGACUUUGACAUGCAAGAUAAUCCAGUACAGCAAUUUUAAUCAAAAUGUGAGGUGCAGUAGUUACAAUUUCUUUGAAAAUUGUUGUGAUCUGUUGUGGAACAACCCACUGAAGAAGAUAAGAAUGGUUACCCAGACCUCGUUGCUGGUUGGGAAGGGCACACCAUAACAGUUCAAGCUUCAAGGCCCCCAAAAUGUAGGUCCUCCACUGCUCUCCCCCCCAAAAAUCCCCCCAAGUCCCUCAUUACUUUGCAUGAUAAAGCAGGCACUGUAAGGUUUCUGGUUUCUAGGGUCUUCUCCUUCUGUUCAGUUUAAAUUUAUGGUUACAUCUGCCUCUUCCUUCGUGGACUAUAGUGCUACGUUCAUUGUUUUAGGUAUGUUAGGCUGAGAAAUUUCGACCACGUGCGUAGGUGGGUUUGUUUUUCUGAUGUGUUCCAAAAUUCUCCUCCUCCUGGGCAGUCGACAGUGUGUGAGAAAAUCAUGGAGCUGGUGGGGCAAAAUGAAGUGGAUCACCGUCAGCGGAAAGUCGUUAUCCUUAGCCAGGAUCGGUUCUAUAAAGUGCUUACGACGGAGCAGAAGGCAAAAGCCCUGAAGGGACAGUACAACUUUGAUCACCCAGGUAUACCCAGUGGGGCAGCCGGGUAAUUUUUAGACAGUACACUUAGCAGUCCUAUGGAUGGGAAAGAGGGUCUCCCUCAGAGUGGACGUCUGCCCCCCAAAUUUUAUGCUUAUGGCAUCCAGCAGCAGUCUCACUUUGUGUUUUCCAGCCUGUGAUCUGGAGAAUCUUGGGAACAAAUAUUGUCUUAUAUUUUUAAAAAUUAAACCCAGCAUUCAUUUACAGUGGUACCUCGGGUUACAUACACUUCAGGUUACAUACGCUUCAGUUUACAGACUCCGCUAACCCAGAAAUAUUACCUCGGGUUAAGAACUUUGCUUCAGGAUGAGAACAGAAAUUGUGCUCCAACGGCGCAGCAGCAGCAGCAGGAGGCCCCAUUAGCUAAAGUGGUGCUUCAGGUUAAGAACAGUUUCAGGUUAAGAACAGACCUCCGGAAUGAAUUAAGUACUUAACCCGAGGUACCACUGUAUUUUUUUAAAAAAAAAACCUUGCCUUUGAAGAUGCCGUCCAUAGAUAGCUUUAUGUUGCAGCCAGCUAAGCCCUGUUCAGAGUAGACCCACUGAAAUUUAAGCACCUAAGUCAAGGCCAUCCAUUCCAGUGGUUCUACUCUGAGCAAGGCUAGCACUGCACAGAACCAUCGGCUUUUGCCCCCUUGUACAGGUGAAAUUGCCUCCACAUCCCACCUGUCAAACAGGUAAUAAAAGCCCUAUUUGUUAGUUGCUGCUGUGAUACGGGACCAGUAAUUCACAUCACCUGCAUGGGUCCUCAGUACAUGAGAUCAGACUGCGUGGAAGCAGCUUUUGUACCACCGUCAUAGUGCCUGACUUGCAGUGCAUCUUAAAUCUGAAACUGCCUCCGCUGCUGAUCCAGUUUCGUUUGGCCACCCUUAUUUUUUUGCAUUGCACAGAUGCUUUUGACAAUGAAUUAAUGCAAAUGACGUUGAAGAAUAUUGUGGAUGGCCAAACGGUUGAGGUUCCAACGUACGAUUUUGUGACCCAUUCCAGGUCAGUAUGCAUUUCUUUUUUUGGGGGGCAAAAUGUGGUCUUAGAAUUGUAGAGUUGGAAAGGACCCCAAGGGUCAUCUUGUCCAACCCUCUACAAUUGCAGGGAUCGCAGCUAAAGAAUCCCUGAAAGAUGACCACUUCCUGACGUAGCUUGUUCCCCUGACGAACAGCUCUUACCAUCAGAAAGAUCUUCCUAAGGUCAUUUGAAUUCAUUGGUUUGGGUCCUACCCUCUGGAGCGGCAGAAAACAAGCUUGCUCCCUCUUCCAUGUGACAGCCCUUCAGUUCUUUGAAUAUGGCUAUCCUAUCACCUCUCGGUCUCCUGUUCUCCAGGAUAAACAUCCCCAGCCCCCUCAAGCAUUCUAAAGUGCUGAAACGGGAAGCAUGGCAUUCCAGAUGUUCUCCCUGGGCAUUUGGAAGUCACACUGGGACCUUUCUUAACCACAUCUUGCCAUUCCGUGUCAUGUCCACUGCAGGCUGCCUGAGACGACUAUGGUCUACCCUGCAGAUGUGGUGCUUUUUGAGGGAAUUCUGGUAUUCUAUACUCAAGAUAUCCGGGACAUGUUUCAUCUCCGUCUUUUCGUUGAUACGGACUCAGAUGUCAGGCUCUCCCGGAGAGGUAACCCCUGGUUUCUUGGAAUUUAUUUAAACACUUUUACCACAGGGGUCAGAAACUUCCUUAGAUGUUGCCUCCACUAUCCCAUAAACCAUUGGCCAUGCUGUCUGGGGCUGAUGGGAGCUGGAGUCCAGCAACAUCUGGAGGGUCACAGAUUCCCCAGCCCUGAUAAAAAAAAGAUGUCUUUUCUCAUUAGGAAAUGCUUCUUCAGAGGUAAAGGUAAAAGGUAAAGGACCCCAUGACGGUUAAGUCCAGUCAAAGGCGACUAUGGGGUUGUGGUGCUCAUCUCACUUUCAGGCUGAGGGAACCGGCGUUUUCCCACAGACAGCUUUCUGGGUCGUGUGGCCAGCAGGACUAAACCGCUUCUGGCGCCACGGAACACCGUGAUGGAAACCAGAGCGCACGGAAAUGCCGUUUACCAUCCCACCACAGCGGUACCUAUUUAUCUACUCGCACUGGUGUGCUUUCAAACUGCUAGGUAGGCAGGAGCUGGGACAGAGCAACGGAAGCUCACCCCGUUGCGCAGAUUCGAACCACCAACCUUCUGAUUGGCAAGCCCAAGAAACUCAGUGAUUUAGACCGCAGCACCACCCUCAUCCCUAUGCUUCUACACAGAGGCAUUGAAGAGGAAUGCUGCUACUUCAGUCAGGAAUGGGGAAACCUAAGGCCUUUUGGAUGUUGCUGGACUUCCAACUCCCGGCAUCCCUGAUCCUUGGCCAUGUUGGCUGAGACUGAUGGGAGUUGGAGUCCCACAACAUCCAGAGGGCUGCAGGUUCCUCAUCCCUUGGGUAUACAGGAAGCAAUGUUCUAAAUAUGCUAGGGAGAAGUAGAAUGGAGACCAUGGAAGUAGAACCUAGACAUUGUGACUCGUAACCACUGAUAGCCUCUCCUCCACAAAUUUGAAGCCAUCUAAGGGGGAGGACAUCACUACAUCUUCCCCAACCUCCAGAUGUUCUGGACUAAGAACAUAAGGAGAACCCUUCUGGGUCAGGUCAUUCGUUCAUCUAGUCCAGCAUCCUGUAAUGGUCAACCAGAAGCCGUAAUGGGAAGCCCACAAGAAGGACCUGAGACCAACAGCACUUGUGAUUCCCAGCAACUGGUAUGCCAAGGCAUAUAUUGUCACCAACAUUGGAACACAGAACAUAGACGUUGUGGCUUAUAGCCAUCAAUAGCCUUAUUAUUCCCCAUGAAUUGGUCCAGUCCUCUUUUGAAGCAUUCUACAUUGCUGGCCAUCACUACAUCUUGUGGACUUGAACUGUGGUUGUAAUUCUGUGCUGCUUGAAGAAAGACUUUCUUUUGUCUCUUUAAACUGCCCUGUUUGGUUCCUCCGGCUGUAGUUCUCCGGGAUAUGAAGCGGGGAAGGGACCUGGAGCAGAUCCUGACCCAGUACACAACGUUUGUCAAGCCUGCCUUCGAAGAGUUCUGUUUGCCGGUACCAGAAGCUUUUAUCCCCCCUUCUCCCUCUCAAGCCCAUUUUGGAAGCAUGGAAGGCUGGUGGAGGAGCAUUUCCUCCUCGCAGUAUCUCUCUGGCUGUCUCAGGAGAGGCUUCAUAGACAUUGGCUUGGAAUCAAACCUAUGGUUUCGUCCCCCUCCCCUUCAUGUUAGGAAUAUAGGAAGUGGCCUUAAACCAGGUCAGACUGUUAGGUCAUCUAGCUCAGUAGUGUCUAUUCUGACAGCAGCUUUCCUGAGUCUCAAGCAGAGAGGAGGUAUUUUCCCCAUCAGCUGCUCCUUGGUUAUUUAUUUUAGCUGGAGAUGCUGAUCUGGGGCUUUCUGUGUCCUAAAUUGUGUUAUUCCACUGAGCUUAAUUGUGUGAUUCCCCGCUUUCUUCUGGGACAAAGCCUCACCUGGGAAUGGAACCCAGAGGGACUUCUUGCAUCCCAGAAAGAAUUGUGCCUCUUUGACAGCCUUCCCCAAACCCUGGUGCUAUCCAGAUGUUCUGAACUACAGCUCCCAUCCCUCCCUGGUUGUUGGCUGUGGUGGCUGGGGCUGGUGGGGUGUGUUCUCCAAAGUAGCUUGUGAAAAGUCAGCCCUGGGAACCUGUAAGCCUUGCAGACAUAGCAGACCUUCAGAACACUCCCCCAGGCUACAUCUCUCAAAGCCCUUGCUGCAAAGCAUAUAUUUCCCUGGCUGGAAUGCUUCCUUGAACUCCACUGAUGCCUCUCACUUGUCUGGGUGCUGGAGUUGAGUGCAUCAGUGUUUGUAUAGUAGGCUAGUUUCUACAAAGGUAAAAUUUAUAGGUUGCCCCAUCUGCUUUUGCCUCCAGUCCCACCCAUCACUGGAAUGUGGCUCUUGGAGGGUUGCCCAGAAGGGAACAGUAAUCUGAUCUGAGGAAGAUUCCUCUGUCAUAAAUGACACCAGUAACAAGAGGAAGCGUCUUCACAAAGUCCACAUGGACUUAGCCUCCUUGCUCCCUUUCUGCCCUAAAGGCAAAGGUCAGGUGUCUCCAGAGCAGCCUUCCCUCAAUUGGAACUCUCUAGAUGUGGUUGGGACUCUAGCUCUCAUCAGACUGAGCCAGAAUGGGCACGUUCAGGGAUGCUGGGAGUUGAAGUCCACCAAUGUCUAGAGGGCACUAGAGGCAGCUCUGGUGGUUUGUUCAUCGACUCACAGUUGUUGUAUUUCUUAUCUCCAGACCAAGAAAUACGCUGAUGUGAUUAUCCCUCGAGGAGUGGACAACAUGGGUAAGAGGCAUUUUUGCCGUUCUAGGCUCCUGAAGGCUCAUUUUGUAUAUUCAUUUCAGGCAAAGAAGAUGCACAGACUUCUGAAAUGAUGGUUAUUAGCUGGAAUUUUCCACCACCUGCCCCUCGAUUCCUUUGUAAUAAUUAGCAAUAAUGUAGAUGCCAGACCCUGUGCUUAGUUUGCCACUGACCUCUUGCCCCUUCCCAUAAUUAAUUCCUCCACUCACCUCUUGCCUUUCUUCCGGCAGUUGCUAUAAACCUCAUUGUGCAGCAUAUCCAGGACAUUCUUAAUGGUGACCUCUGCAAGUGGCAGCGUGGGACGAUGAACGGGCAUGGACGCUCCUCCAAGAGGCCCUUCCCUGAGCAAGUAGACAGCAGCCCACUGCUGGCUCCCGGCAAACGGUCCCACUUGGAGUCCAGCAGCCGCCCCCACUAAGGCGGCUGGAAGCCCCUCCCACACCAGCUGGACUUUUGACCGGUUCCAAGGUUCCCUUUGGAUGCCCUUCAGUGCUCCAUAUUCUCUUCCAAGAGGCGACGAAUCUGUGGUUUUAAACUGCCUUCUGUUUUUAGUUUCUCUCCUUUCAGAUGGUACCUAAAUCUGCCCCAGAAGUUAAAAAGAAAAGUGCUCCUUUUUUUGGUGUUCUCUCUAGUCUUUGCCUGCCAUGGUUUUUAAUUUUCUAGGAAAGAAAAUGGGUCUGCCACAGGCAAGCAAAUUGUCUUUGUGCUUAAAUUAUUCCCUAUUUCUCUCCCCCCAAUAUAAUUUGACACAGGAGUGAUGGCCAGAAGGCUGCUUUUCAAAGUCAAAUUUAUCUCCCCGCAAAUUCAUUUCAUUACAGCAAGACUUUUGCAUAAUAUUUUGAGAUAGGAAAGGGCCAUGUGGAAUGGUGUGCAAUUUCUCUUCUGCCGCGUAUUGUCUCUCUGCUAAGGGAAAGAAGAAAAGGGUGGCGAUUAGCUUUAAAAGCCAGAAUCAUUUUAGUACAAAAAUAUCCAGCAUCACCAUUAUCUUCUGGCAACCAUGGGGGCAGCCUGCCCCCUUCUAUCUCUCAAUUAUAUGGUGCUUUCUCAAGGACCGGGAUGGGGGUGAUAACUUUGGUGUUUUAAUGCACUCCACUAGGUAACGAUGGGAUAGACUUAGGAGGAUGUGUGUUUUUAAAUAUAAAGCAGCUGCCUUUUCACAGACUGCAUCUAGCUAACAUAGGGAGAACUGACUGAGCAGUUCUGCGCUCUCUAUAUAGCAAGACAAGGGGCAACCACUGAGAUCAGUUGUGGGCAAUGGCAGAAUCCAUCUCUUUAUGGCUUCCAGUUGACUUGUAGUUUUAACGAGUGGUAGAUUCUUCUUUGAUCAGUAAUCACCACUAAGUAAACAGUGUUUGCCUCAUCUAAAAUGUUUUUCCAUUAAAAUGCAUUUGUGCUGCUAUCGCUGCCACUACCAGGUGGCAUUUUUCAAAGUUCGGAGAUCUUGUUUUGACGUUGGAAAAUACCUGGUCAGUGGUUUUUAUAGAGUCAUUUUAACCCCCAGGCAAGUGAUAAAAGUGAGGCCUUGCCAGCUCUACAUUUUCUAAAAGCAAGGCUUGACUUAGUUAGUUAGUUGGUUUGUUUUGGCUUUGUUAAUAAAUAAAAAAACAUGGAAAAAUGCCA
Molecule: messenger RNA, 7677 nt
Organism: Podarcis lilfordi (Lilford's wall lizard)
Lineage: Eukaryota; Metazoa; Chordata; Lepidosauria; Squamata; Lacertidae
Source: the annotation of a GenBank genome assembly